Molecule: messenger RNA, 1239 nt
Organism: Cryphonectria parasitica EP155
Lineage: Eukaryota; Fungi; Ascomycota; Sordariomycetes; Diaporthales; Cryphonectriaceae
Exons: 4
Coding region: 16-1239 (407 amino acids)
Source: RefSeq, a predicted model, not a curated record
UUUUUCUUGUUGUCCAUGUGUCUAUUAAUCGGCCAAGUUUCAGGGGCAGCAGCGGCAUUAGACACCUGCAGUACGCCUCGGAUCAUUCGCGAGAUGUCUCCUGCGACCAGAAGACCAGGAAAGGCAUUGUGGGAUUGGGCUUGGAAAAGGGUCCGAGGCGCCAAACCAAUUUCACGGGCUGCUCAGCAGGAGGUGAAUGAGGAAGUCUCGAAGAGCCUUCGUGAUCCGGCAUGGACAACAGGCGCAGGCGCGCAGCACCACCACCACAUCUCCCUCCUGGACCUCCCGACUGAGGUCCGUCUCAAGAUCUGGCACCACCUCUUCACAGACCUCAUCGCAGACCUCACAGACAACCUCUUCGCCAGCUUCCUGGUCUACGGGCACAUGUACGACGUCACGCCCAGCCACAAGCAGCCCUGCCAGUGGACCUCGGAAGACCACCGGGAUGCCAUCCACACCCUCGAGUCCCUCCGCUUCUACGGGCCCAAACAACAGCUGAUGAGGUUCUUUGGGGUCACCCGUUUCGAGCUGGCCAUGAUCCAGCACCCCGAGUUCAGGGCGGCGGUCGAGAGGGCCAACGCUGCGGCCGGCGUGGCCUCUCCAGGCAGCGGCCUCACCUCCCUCCUGCGCGUGAACACAAGGGUCUAUGGAGAGGCCCUCGAGGCCCUGUGCGAACACGCCGAGUUUGUCCUCACCAUCAAGGGCCGCCCUGAUGCUGACAGCGACAAGAGGAAUCUGUACACGCGCAUCGACGGCGUCGGACCACACCUCGCCUUCGCGACCAGGCUCAAGAUGAACCUCGUCCCCAACGAGAUCCUCUCUCUCGACGAGAGCACGGGGCUGACGACCAUUCCUGAUACCGCCGGCACGCAAGACCGACUCUUGGCCCGCCUGGAGGCCGUGCUGGAGGCCAUUGCACCUGCUGGCCGGCUGCGGUCUCUUGAGAUCUUCAUAGACCGCUCGUGCCUGCUGACCCGCGACUCUGCCCGCUUAAUCCUGGACAUGCUCCAAGAACGCCUCGGCGCGCGGCCACACAAGGAAACCUGCACCGUCAAGAUUUACCUUGGCGACAUCUCUGAGGAAGACAUCACUGAUGAGCAGCUGGACAAGCUUGUGAGCGCUGUCAAUGGCAAGAGUAUGGGACGUGGCCACAAGGCCAGAGUGCCCAGACGUCAACGCCUAGGAAUCCUUGGGCGCCCUAUUAUGUGCCAUUGGCUCAUGCACGACACGGUGUACUGA